AUGUCUGACGUUGAAGAAGUCCAAGAAGUUGUCGUUGAACAAGCUACCGAAGCUGUCACCAUUGAAGACGCCUUGAAGGUCGUCUUGAGAACCGCUUUGGUUCACGAUGGUUUGGCCAGAGGUUUGAGAGAAUCUGCCAAGGCUCUAACCAGAGGUGAAGCCCAAUUGGUUGUUUUGGUCGACUCUGUCACCGAAGACAACAUCAUCAAGCUUGUCGAAGGUUUGGCCAACGACCCAGAAAACAAGGUUCCUUUGAUCAAGGUUGCCGACGCCAAGCAAUUGGGUGAAUGGGCCGGUUUGGGUAAAGUCGACCGCGAAGGUAACGCCAGAAAGGUUGUUGGCGCUUCUGUUGUUGUUGUCAGAAACUGGGGUGCCGACACCGAAGAGCGCCAAAUGAUCUUGGAACACUUCUCCCAGUAA
Lachancea mirantina is the source of this 420-nucleotide messenger RNA. The record is from the annotation of a GenBank genome assembly. NCBI's taxonomy places the organism in Eukaryota, Fungi, Ascomycota, Saccharomycetes, Saccharomycetales, Saccharomycetaceae.